Messenger RNA from Phaeoacremonium minimum UCRPA7, 1539 nucleotides. RefSeq names its product putative mfs multidrug transporter protein. Lineage: Eukaryota; Fungi; Ascomycota; Sordariomycetes; Togniniales; Togniniaceae. The coding region runs from base 1 to 1539 and encodes 512 amino acids. Gene Ontology annotation, molecular function: transmembrane transporter activity. The record is from RefSeq and is a predicted model, not a curated record. Gene Ontology annotation, biological process: transmembrane transport. The transcript is spliced from 2 exons.
AUGAGACACUCUGAUGAGGAAGAACCUCACGAGCAUGAGGAAGAUCACGACGAGGCACAUCUGCAUCCAGCGCGAACAAAUGGCUUUGUGGACGUUGAAACCGGCAGCCACAGCACACAGACCCCAGACGAGAAGCCUCGAGACCCUGAACUAAUCGGUUGGGAUGGGCCCAAUGACCCGGCAAACCCCCGAAACUGGAAGACAAGCAAGAAGAUAGUCAACAUUGCGCUCAUCAGCAUCCAGUGUUUCGUUAUUCCCCUUGCCAGCUCCAUGUUUGCACCAGCUGUACCAGAAGUCAUGGUAGAGUUCCAGAACGCCAACGCCGAGUUGGCGUCCUUUGUCGUGUCUGUCUUCGUUCUUGGCUUUGCAUUUGGGCCGUUGCUGCUUGCACCACUUAGCGAGGUCUACGGCCGCGUCUACCUUUACUACAUCUGCAACAUCCUAUUCGUUGUAUUCACUAUCGUCUGCGCGAAGAGCACGAGCUUGGGUAUGCUUACCGGCUUCCGUUUCCUCUGUGGCUUUGUCGGUGGAAUGCCUCUGGCUGUCGGAGGAGGUUCCAUCACCGAUAUGAUGAACCAAGAGAACAGAGGUGCCGCCAUGGCCCUGUUCGCUGCCGGUCCCUUGCUAGGUCCCAUCGUCGGUCCCAUCGCUGGAGGCUUCCUCGCUGAAGCGAAGGGAUGGAGAUGGAUCUUCUGGCUUCUGACCAUCGUUGCCGGUGUGUGUACCAUCGCUGUUAUCGCCUUCAUGCGCGAAUCAUACGCCCCCACGAUUCUCGACCGCAAAGUAAAGCGUUUGCGCAAGGAGACGGGCAACCAAAAUCUGCGAUCCAUCUAUGACACGCAAAUGCCCAUCAGCACCUUGCUCCAACACAGUCUUGAACGACCCGCCAAGCUAUUGAUGUUUUCGCCCGUUGUGCUCGGUCUCUCCACCUUCAUGGCCUUCUGUUUUGGCUGCCUAUACCUCCUCUUCACGACAUUCACACUAGUGUAUCAAGAAGUGUACGGCUGGGGCGUCGGCUUGGACGGCUUGUCAUUCAUCGGCCUUGGUAUUGGCUCCAUCUUCGCCAUGAUUGUAUUCGGCCUGACAUCUGACCGCAUCGUGAUCUACCUGACACACAAGAACGGCGGCGAAAUGAAGCCCGAGUACAGGCUCAUCCUCCUCAUUCCGGGUGGCUUUGCCGUGCCAAUUGGCCUAUUCUGGUACGGCUGGGCCGCCGACGCGCACACGCAUUGGAUCGUGCCUAUCCUCGGCACUGUGUUCGUUGGUGUUGGCUUCCUGGCGUGCAUGGUCACCAUAACCAGCUAUCUCAUGGAUGCCUUCACCGAAUAUUCAGCCUCUGCCAUCGCCGCUAGCGCCGUGAUGCGGUCUCUCUUUGGCGGCUGUCUCCCGCUCGCGGGACGCAAGAUGUACGAUUCCAUGGGAUAUGGAUGGGGCACGUCGCUGCUGGCGUUCAUUUGUCUCGGUCUCUUGCCCAUGCCAUAUCUCUUCUACAGAUAUGGUGAGCGCUUGAGGGAGAGAUUCCCCGUAAAUCUAAGAUAA